Messenger RNA from Geodia barretti, 516 nucleotides. The record is from the annotation of a GenBank genome assembly. Lineage: Eukaryota; Metazoa; Porifera; Demospongiae; Tetractinellida; Geodiidae.
AGACGUCAAUGGAGCUCCACGAGAAGGCAAAAGAUCUUCUGAGCUCAGGACAGUUGGAGGAGUCCUGCCGACUAUUCACGAGGUUCAUAGACGAAUGUGGAGACUCCGUCGAGCACAGGGCGGCUGUCACGGACGCCUACAACAGCAGAGGUCACAUCAAAUACCUGAGUGUGGAUUUCCCCGGAGCCAUAGCCGACUACAGCACGGCUAUGGAGAGAGAUCCUGGCUUUGCCGUGGCCUGGUAUAACAGGGGACAGGUCCGCUAUCGACUAGGUCAUCUGUGUCUCUCCCUACUGCAGGCAGGUAUAAGGCAGCAGAGGGAGACCUACUGCAGGCCCUAGAACUGGACCCACACUUUACCGAUGCCCAGUUGAACCUGGCACAGGUACAGAGGGACUUGCAGAAUGGACACUCCUUCAAUACCAGCAAUCACUGAUCCUUUAGCUCUCUUUCAUCAUUUUCAACGACUUUGUGCUAUGUAUUGCUUGUGCCAUUUUAUCACACAAUAAUUAAAUA